This is a messenger RNA of Zophobas morio, 4716 nucleotides long. RefSeq lists its product as uncharacterized. The record is from RefSeq and is a predicted model, not a curated record. NCBI's taxonomy places the organism in Eukaryota, Metazoa, Arthropoda, Insecta, Coleoptera, Tenebrionidae. Bases 62 to 4576 code for a protein of 1504 amino acids. Gene Ontology annotation, molecular function: protein binding. The transcript has 2 exons. Gene Ontology annotation, cellular component: cytoplasm; nucleus.
AGAAUUCGGUCAGAAAUGACGGAAUUACAGAAUUUUUUUAUACAUUUAUUUAUGAUCAGCAAUGUAUAAAGACCAAUUCCACAAGAGAUCCGGCACCACCGAUCAAGGCAAAGACUACGAAAACUUCCUAGUGGCUUACUACUCCCUGAAACUAGUCCUCGACGACGAAGUCGCCGAUUUCAAAAUAAGCUCCAACGAUGAAGAACACGGCAACUUCGACGACCUGGUUAUCCAAACCACUUGGAAAAACGGCCGCCGCGACCAAUUCAAUAUUCAAGCAAAACACAAACAAACGGGCAAAAACAAGAACCUGCUCCUCGCUGCGUUGCAAGCAGAGAAGGGGAAGUUCAGCGUCAGGAAGCGAUUCGAGGAAUACAUUGAAAAGCCGAGCACAGACAACGCAAAGCUCAUUCUUUUCACCAACAGGAAAUUCGAUGUGGGUGAUAACAUCGAACUUAUUCGGAUGCAACGUUUCGCCGUUCACAUCGUCCAUCUUAAGGAACACUUCGAGGUUAUUAACACCGCGAAAGAGAAACAGAAUAGUGUUUACAAGUUUUAUGUGAAGGAGAGUGAAGAUGGGAAAAAGGAUAAGGCUGCAGUGCAGGAAAUUAAGCAGUAUAAGGAGUUUUUCAGACAUUUUUACUUGUACACUAAUCAAAAGAACGCGAAUGAUGUUCGGGACGUGAUCACGAUAAUUUUUCAAGAUAAGUUCAAGUGUGAUGUUAACGCUGUGAAAAACUAUUUGGAUUUUAUCACGACAUGGUGCAAUAGUGAUGGUAAGAAAGAUAUUUUAAACAAGGAGUUUCUUCAGCUGAAAAUAGUAGAGUGUCUGCUAUCACCGUACAUUUUAGUACCGACUGACAGUCAAAACUCAGAAAGAUCAGUUUUAUUUGAAGAAGCCAUUGAUAGAUUUGAUAUAACUGUCAUAUCUAACUCUAAUUUAUUAAAAAAUACGAAUAUAGCAAUUUCUAAAAGUCAGAUUGAUUUAAAUGACCUGAAUCAAAUUGGCAUGAAGUACCAACUAUUGACAAAACGUAUCAAAAAUAUCUCCGAGAUAUCAGACUCAAAAAGAGCUGCGUUACUAUGGCUCUUGAAUGAGUGUCCUUUAAUUUUGGAAGUUAAUGACUCCAACGAGGCUAUAAUUUUUAAAGCAAUCAGUUUGUGCCAAUGUAAUAGCCAAAAGAAGAAAUUUAUCUUAGUCGGAACAAAAAAAAAGUUUUUAGAUUGGAAGACGUUCCAUACUUUGUCAGAUCUGUACGAAAAUUGUGAAGACAUUUACAACAAAAUGGUCUCAACGUUUACUUGUUCGUUUCAAGGACAAAAGGAAGCCACUCUUGAAGAUAUAAUCAACAACAACGAAACUCUUCGACUUGUUUUCACUACAGACGAACUCUUGACAAUGGUGGUCGGAGCUUGCAACUUUGGCAAUCCUAAAGAAGUGGUCCCAGAUUAUUAUAUCGAGAGAAAAUUAACCAAAAUGGUGAUUGAUAUAAGUUUCAUAGACAAAUUCAGCGAUACAAACAUCAGUGUGAUCAGCUGUAACGGUAAACUCAACUACCUGAAGAACAAAUUUCAAGACGUCAAUUUUCUACAACUUGACGAGUCUUCAGAUUCGUCCGACUCCCCUCGAGAUUCCUUGACAGAAUUCUUUAACAAACGAAACAUUUAUGUCGCAGAAGCAGAAUGUCCAAGAGAAAUGUUCAAACGGAUUUGCGAAGAAAACCCAACAAGCCCUUGUCACCAUUUUCAAAUCGACCACAAUAAUAAUUUAGAGUGGUUGGAAAGUGCCAGAAGUGUAGAAAGUCUACGACAAUCACCAUCCAAAGAAAACCAUUUUGUGAAGGAAAAAAAUCUUGCCAAUGCUUACCAAACGAAUAUAAUUUGCGCUGACGCCGGAAUGGGUAAAUCUAUGAUGAUGUCCAACCUGAAGAACAAUUAUUCUUCAGAGGUUUGGGUCGUGAAAAUACUCCUAAGAGAGCAUGUCGCGUUUUUUGGGAAAAGUGCUGAUCAUGGCGAAUUUUUACAAUACUUGUUAGAAAUUUCUUCGUUGACGGGAUUUGAACAAGGCGUUUUUAACAAGUAUAAAGAAACGAAACGAGUGGUGUUAAUAUGGGAUGGAAUUGACGAAAUAGGGAGAGAAGUGUUUGAAAAUGUGUUGAAAACAAUCGAAGAAGUAAAAAUCCGAGGGUUCGUCCAAUGGAUAACCGCCAGAACCAAUUUGAAAAGAACUUUAGAAGAAAGAUUGAACAUUCUGUCCAGAAGCAUCAAACCGUUUGACGAAAAGGAUCAACACAAGUACGUUUUAAGCCGUCUCCACGAUGUUGACAAUUUGGAGCAAACGGUAGACGAAAUAAUGAAGAAAAUCGACAACGACCACUUAGGAGUGCCACUGCAAAUCUUCAUGUUGACUGAAUUGUACCGACAAAACAACCGACUUUGCAAAACUUUGUUAGCUUACACCUUCUCGGUGACCGAUCUUUACGAAUAUUUUGUACACGAAAAAUUUCGUUUCUACUACAGCAAGGCAAACAUCGACGUCAAUAAUAACGUCGCGAAAACGAUAAUUCAAGAACACAAAGAGCGACGUAUUGAAGACUACGAAAUGGUCGCUUUAAACCUGUGUCUAGCUCCAGAGAUACUAGCGACUUUGAAGCUCUACAGCAUCGACAACUUUUUGCUCAAAAUGCAAAAAGAAGACGACUGCUUUGGAAUACUUGAAGUGACCAAAAACACAGUCAAUUUUGCUCACAGAACUUACGCCGAAUAUUUCGUCGCCUUGUGGUUGUCAAAGAAUUAUCAAAAAAUCACAAACUUGGGGGCAUUUUUCUUUGACGAUAACUUCAAAGGAGUGAGAUUUAUGUUCGAUCUUAUUAUGGCAAAAGAAUGUCCUGCUCACGUUGCCGUGUUGUAUAAAAACGUCGACCUUCUGCAGAAGCAUCUAGAUGAAGUUAAUCUUCAAGAUAAAGUUGGAAGAUCUCCUCUUCAUCUAGCUUCGUCCUGGGGUGAAACACACGCACUGUUGAACAGUCGCAACGAACGCAAGAAAAUUGUUAUUGGAACCGAGAAAGGGUUUGCAACUAAAGAAGAAAAUCCGAACUACGUCGAAAUACUAAAUGUGCUUGUAGAAAAAUGCAACACUGGACAAAAAGAUAGGUUAUUCGAAUUUGAUUGUCUUCAGUACGCCGAUCAGUCUUUAUCACUGUCGGCAAUAAACACGUUUUUAAAAUUUAAACCAUGUGACUGGGAACAAUUAAAGAAUUUUAAAGACUUGCCAACGAUACUUUACUACAUCAUCAAGUUCGACUAUACCCACUUACUGAAUAGCGUAAAAGAAGUACCAUAUAUUGAAACAACCACUGGUGGGUCUCUUCUACAUCUUUGUGCCGCUUUUGACCGACCACAUAUACUUCGUUUGCUACUAGAGAGUAAGCUUUACAGACGCACCAUUAACAAGACCGAUCAGAGGAAAUGGGCACCAGUUCACUAUGCGUCGUGUUUUGGGCACUUAAAUAUCAUGAAGAGUUUAAAAAACAUGGGAGGCGAUCUACAUCUAGGCAGCAGAAGUGGUGAAGAUACUCCUUUGUAUGUAGCAGCACAAUACGAACAGAUAGAAGUACUACAGUAUCUUCUAUCAAACAAAAGCAACGUUAACGUUUCAAAGAAAAAUGGCUGGACACCAUUGCUGGUUGCUGUUCAAAAAUCGUUUAUGGCUGUAAUACAACUGUUGGUUGAGCACAAAGCUGACGUCAACAUGCCAAACAAAGACGGGUAUGGUCCACUAUACGUAGCUGCCAGAAAAGGUAACUUAGAAGUCGCUAAGUACCUAAUUUCAAAAGGUGCGAAAGUGAACAUGGUUGGCAAAAAUGGCGAAGGUCCACUUUACAUAGCAGCUAAGUUUGGAUAUCUGCAAGUGGUGAAACUUUUAAUUCACAAGCAGGCUAAUGUCAAUGCUGUUAAAACGAAUGGGUGGACGCCAUUGACUAUUGCUAUUAAAAACGGUCAUCUCCAAGUGGUUAAAUUGUUAAUGGAAACUAAUCCCGUCUGUAAUAGCAACUCCAUAAUGGGAUCAAUAUGGAAACCUAUGACGCCUAUGACCUGGAAGAGAAAGUUGCACCAACCUUUAGAUAUUGCCGCUCAAAACGGUUCAGUCGAAAUGGCUGAAUUUUUGCUUACAAAAGGAGUCAAGUUAAAUGCUGAUGACAGUCAGAAUCCUUUGUACCAAGCAGUGUGUUGUGGACGGGUGGAUAUGGCAAAGUUGUUUAUAAAACAUGGUGCCAAAAUUAAACCCAGAGUGGUACAUGCGGCUAGACUGAAGAAACAGGCGACGAUGAUGAAGUUAUUGGUGGAUAAUAUGAAAGAAGAUGAUAAAGCGGAGUUGAAUUCUUACGACGAGGAUAAGCUGCUUGAAGACGAACAGUCUAAAAUGAAAUCAUUUUUCGCUGCUAAGGAUCCAGUGCCGUUACAAUCGAAAACGAAAAAGUGGUUUAUUAUAAUUACGUUGUUUGUAAUCGUCAUUGCCGUAGCUUUAGGUGCUAGCACUGUUUUGAACUAUUUGAUUGAUGUUAAAUGGACAUAAAGUGAACCACCGUGUAAAUUGUUACUAUUUUCUCUCAUCAUAGUCAUAUUAAAUUAAUUUUUUGUAGAAUAGAAUAAUGUAUUUAUUUAUUGUAUUUUUUGUGAAUACUUAUAACAUGUAAAUAUCUAGACAAUACGUAA